Molecule: messenger RNA, 3242 nt
Organism: Sinocyclocheilus grahami
Lineage: Eukaryota; Metazoa; Chordata; Actinopteri; Cypriniformes; Cyprinidae
Product: glutamate receptor ionotropic, kainate 4-like
Exons: 18
Biological process (GO): monoatomic ion transport
Cellular component (GO): membrane
Molecular function (GO): signaling receptor activity; ligand-gated monoatomic ion channel activity
Source: RefSeq, a predicted model, not a curated record
GUGGCUGUGUGAAGGGGGACCCCCAGGGCUGGACCCAUGAGGAGUCAAAGAAGAUGCUCGCAGCCUGGGCGCUUCUGCUCUUCUUAGCCAUGUGGGUGAGAAACGCCACCAGUGGCCCGCUCUCAUUCAGAAUAGCUGCCAUUCUUGAUGACCCGAUGGAGUGUAGCCGCGGGGAGCGACUGGCCAUCACUCUGGCGAAAGACAGCAUCAACCGUUCCAGCAACCGCUCCACCACAGGGAAGCUGGAGGUGGACAUCUUUGAGCUGCUCCGAGACAGUGAAUACGAGACAGGGGAAACUAUGUGCCAGAUCAUGUCCAAGGGGGUUGUGGCGGUCCUGGGCCCCUCUGCCAGCCCGGCAUCCAACUCCAUCAUCAGUAAUAUCUGCGGUGAGAAAGAGAUCAUGUCCAAGGGGGUUGUGGCGGUCCUGGGCCCCUCUGCCAGCCCGGCAUCCAACUCCAUCAUCAGUAAUAUCUGCGGUGAGAAAGAGGUGCCGUACGUGAAGGUGGCUCCGGAGGAUAUACUGAAGGUGCAGUUUCCUCGCUUUACCACGCUGGACCUCAGGCCCACUAAUACAGACAUCAGCAUGGCUGUAGCUGGACUGCUAACGUACUUCAACAGCAGCACGUCGUGUCUCAUAUGUGCUCAGGCCGAUUGCCUAUUAAACCUGGAGGUGUUACUGCGACAGUUUCUCAUCUCCAAGGAAACCCUUUCCGUUCGCAUGUUAGAUGACAGCCAGGAUCCCACCCCCCUUCUCAAGGAGAUCCGCGAUGACAAGACUGCCACUAUCAUAGUGGAUGCCAACGCCACCAUGUCUCACAUUAUUUUGGAAAGGGCCUCAGAGUUGGGGAUGCUGUCAGUGUACUACACCUACAUCCUGACUUCCUUGGAAUUCUCUCUGCUACGAUUGGACGAUUUAGCUGAUCAACGAGUCAACAUUGUCGGGUUUUCAGUCUUCAACAGGACACAUCCUUUCUUUCAGGACUUCGUCCUCAGCCUCAAUCGAUCCUGGCAGGAGAACUGUGAUCAUGCUCCUUUUGCAGGAACACCAAUUGGUCAGUGGCAUUCAGAGCAGGGACUGUCCAUGGAGAGGAAGCUUCCAUCACUUAACGUGACAGACACACUAUUCAACACCACUCUCACCAUAACUACCAUCCUGGAGAAUCCAUAUGUAAUGCUGAGAGCCAAUCACCAGGAACUUGAAGGGAACGAGCGCUACGAAGGCUUCUGCGUGGACAUGCUGAAGGAGUUGGCAGAUACCCUGAAGUUCAAGUACCGCAUUCGACUAGUUGGGGACGGUGUGUACGGAGUGUCGGGCGCCAAUAGCACCUGGACAGGCAUGGUGGGAGAGCUCAUCAGCAGGAAGGCUGACUUGGCUGUGGCCGCCCUGACCAUCACGGCCGAGAGGGAGAAGGUCAUUGAUUUCUCCAAACCCUUCAUGACUCUGGGGAUCAGCAUCAUGUACCGAGUGCACAUUGGAAGAAGACCGGGGUAUUUCUCCUUUUUGGAUCCGUUCUCUCCUGGGGUUUGGCUUUUCAUGUUGCUGGCGUACCUGGCAGUGAGCUGCGUGCUCUUUCUGGUGGCAAGGCUAACACCUUAUGAAUGGUACAACCCUCACCCCUGCCUGAAAGGGCGCUGUAGCCUGCUCAUUAACCAGUAUUCGCUGGGCAACAGUUUCUGGUUUCCUGUGGGUGGUUUCAUGCAGCAAGGCUCCACCAUCGCCCCCAGAGCCCUGUCCACACGCUGCGUCAGUGGAGUAUGGUGGGCCUUCACCUUGAUCAUCAUCUCUUCCUACACAGCCAACUUGGCGGCCUUUCUCACUGUGCAGAGGAUGGAGGUGCCCAUCGAGUCCGUGGACGAUCUGGCUGACCAAACGGCCAUCGAAUACGGCACCAUGCACGGCGGGUCCACCAUGACCUUCUUCCAGAACUCCCGCUACCAGACGUACCAACGCAUGUGGAACUUCAUGUACUCCAAGCAGCCCAGUGUGUUCGUGAAGAGCACUGAGGAGGGCAUCGCCCGAGUGCUCAACUCCAAUUAUGCCUACCUGCUGGAGAGCACCAUGAACGAGUACUACCGCCAGCGCAACUGCAACCUCACCCAGAUCGGAGGCCUGCUGGACACCAAGGGCUAUGGCAUUGGCAUGCCUCUGGGCUCGGUCUACAGAGAUGAGUUUGACCUGGCCAUACUCAAACUACAGGAGGAAAACCGCUUAGAGAUCCUGAAGAGGAAAUGGUGGGAUGGUGGCAAGUGUCCAAAAGAGGAGGAUCAUCGAGCGAAAGGUCUGGGCAUGGAGAACAUCGGUGGGAUCUUCGUGGUGCUUGUGUGUGGUCUUCUGGUGGCCAUCUUCAUGGCGGUGCUGGAGUUUGUGUGGAUGCUGCGUCAUACGCCAGCAACAGAGCUGUCCGUGUGCGAGGAGAUGCUACGAGAGCUGCAGGGCAUCGUGCUGUGUCAGGACAGCCUGCAGUUACGGCGCAGGCGUGGAGCCAGCGUGUUGCGACCGCAGCCUCUGCCCCUGGACGAACGACGGGCGCGGGCAGCGGCGGCGAGCCUCAGCAAUGGCAAGCUGUGCACGGGCACAGGCCUACCCGAACCCCUCUCCCACAGACUGGCGCAGGAGGCCGCCCUGGUGGCGCGAGGGUGCAGUCACAUUCGCAUCUGCCCGGAGUGCCGGCGCUUCCAGGGCAUUCGAGUGCGCCCGGCCGGCCCUCCAGGAGCAUCGCCCACCCACAGCGAGGAGAGUAUAGAGUGGGAGAACCGCACCAACAACAGUGAACACGAAUAACCUCUCGGAUCUGUGGCGGAUAGACAUUAAACGACGGCUUUGCUGGACCCAGGGAUUAUGGGAACGUAGGCUCCGGGGAAGGAGCUAAAAGAGAAGCUGUCCAUGCUGCUCGAUUCGGCCCAGGAGCUGCAUCUGGUUUCUGUACACUGUCCUUACAGCCCUCUGCUUUCGGGGGACACAGCAGAGGGGCUUUGUACUAUGCAGUAUAUUUGUCUUACUGUGCUGUUGAUUUAUUUUUAAAUUAUUGCUCUUUUGUUGUGAUACCACUAUAUUGCUAUUAUCUCCUUCUCACGACACCCGUUUAAUUUGGUUUUUCACACCGUGGAUGGCUGCAGACUGUGUCAACUACACGCAACCUUUUUUAGAGUGCCAAAAUACUUUGUAUUAAUUCUGUGCUGUUGCCAUCUCAUUCCAGCCCCUGAAGGAGUAACUAUUAAGAGAACUGAAGACAAAAACAAC